Molecule: messenger RNA, 1870 nt
Organism: Linum trigynum
Lineage: Eukaryota; Viridiplantae; Streptophyta; Magnoliopsida; Malpighiales; Linaceae
Source: the annotation of a GenBank genome assembly
CCCAAGUUGUAUCAUGUCCUCUACUAUUUUGAGCCAUGUACUGAUGCCAAAAUGAAGAAGAGGGAGGUGAAUUGCGCCCAAAUUAAACGAUUCAUCCGACAAAGUUUUCUAUUAGAUACGUGACACGACACAUGCUAGCAAACGCGCCAUCGACAACGCACUUUGUUAAUGGUUAUCUAUCCAAAAAAAAAAAAAAAAUACUAAAACAAAGCAUGAUCGUAACAAUUCUUUAUACUCCGUUGGACGAAAAAUCAAUGACCAACCAACUUGUUUGUGAAAGUUGUAUGGUACAAACAAAGUAAGCAAACAUAGUUCAUCAAAUUCUGGACGAGAAAGAGUGUACUGAACUAACCCAAAAACAGGGAUAAGGGAAAAAAGCCAAGUGGAUUAUGAUCAAAAGCCAGAACAGAAGAAUUCUACUAACCCAUCAAAAGUCAGAAGAAGAACCUUCUUUCUUUCUUUCUCUCAUUUCUUUUUCUCUCCUCUCUGGAGUAAUUAACAAGUCACCGAAACAGAGAUAUGGCGCUGGCUCUCUGUACCAUAUAAACAUUCCCUUCCUUACUGUAGACGAAGCUUCCCUUGACCAUUCUGCCAGCCAUGCCCCCAUUUCAGUUAUGAUUCAUCGCUUACCAACUUGAAAGAAAACUUCCCCACAACUAAGAAAACGUGUUUUCCCCCGCCGACGCCAAUAAUUCUGCUCUCCGCCGUGUGUACGGUGGCCGUUGCUCUGCCCUUUUUCAACUUUCCAGACUUAGAGCAGCAGUACGACGACACACUCCCCUGCUUUCUUGGAACCAAAUUGCACCUUUUUAAUAUCAUUCUUUUGGGGGGAAAAUAACAAUGGUAAUAAUGAUUAAAUUAUCGUUAUUCCUUUUUCAUCGUGGAUGGGGCCAUGCCCAUAUCAAUUAUCAUGCAUGCACCCGUUUGAAUAAGUCUUCUGCAGGUAGUGAAUUAUAUUACACAAGUCUUUCUUCCCAUGAACCACUGCGCCCUGUCUUCAUAUAAAUACUCUCCUCCUUCUCCUUCAGCUUUCCCACAUCACCAUCCCUCCAACCCAACUCAAAAAGUCUACUCCCUUCCUAACACCAGAAGGAAGAGCUUCAUAUCCUCUUGUUCUCCGCCGACACAACGAGAUCAACAGCGCGAGAAAUGGGGAUUCUUGACAUUCUGAAGAGACAGUCCUCGAAUUCUUCUUCUUCAGCAUCGUCUUCGUCGUCAUCAUCAUCACGAUCUUCGUCUUCUGCCAAGGUGAGGCAGAGCGAGACAAGGAGCGUUCCCAAAGGACACAUUGCGGUGUAUGUUGGACAAGAGGAGAGGAAGAGAUUCCUAGUUCCAAUCUCAUCUCUCAGCAACCCUCUGUUCCUGGAGCUGCUUCAACUAGCUGAGGAAGAGUUCGGCUACAAUCCGCCGCAAGGUGCCCUGACGAUCCCCUGUCAUGAGCACGACUUCAUCGCCGUCGUCACUUCAUCCUGAAAGAUCAUCAAUCUCACAGAAAACAUAAUACAGUACACAAGUAUACUUAGAAUGCAUACACACUACAUUCUUUUGAGCCUUCCUGGGGAUCGUAAGAUGACCAGGAGGUGGUCUCGAUUGUAACAAACUGAUAGCGGAUUUAUUUUUCGUCCAACAAUGCUAUCAGAGCUUCUUCUUCUUCUUUUUUUCCUUUUUCCCUUUUUUUCCUGCUCAGACACUGAACAGAUCUCUUCAAAAUCGACAACCUAUUUCAGUUGCCGGUGUUCUACAGGUGUAUGUAAGAACUAUAUAUUAUACAAAUCGCGCUAUAUAUGCUCCGGAUUCUCUUUCUUUUUCCCCCGCCUUAAACUAGGCUCUCGAAGCUAUAAGAUACAGGAAAUGAAGACAACUGAAACUA